This is a messenger RNA of Lindgomyces ingoldianus, 1273 nucleotides long. RefSeq lists its product as uncharacterized. NCBI's taxonomy places the organism in Eukaryota, Fungi, Ascomycota, Dothideomycetes, Pleosporales, Lindgomycetaceae. The record is from RefSeq and is a predicted model, not a curated record. The transcript is spliced from 3 exons. Gene Ontology annotation, molecular function: DNA-binding transcription activator activity, RNA polymerase II-specific; transcription cis-regulatory region binding. Gene Ontology annotation, cellular component: RNA polymerase II transcription regulator complex. Bases 214 to 891 code for a protein of 225 amino acids.
CUGGUAAGCUCAGUUCUCACGACAUAAGCAACCUCAAUUCGCCUUCAUACUCUGCCCUCACCAGUUCCUGCCUUCAGUGACUUCAUUCAUACCUCUCUGCGUGCCUCCGUAGUAUAGAAACAUCAGAGUCCCAACCCAGCUAUAGUUUCCCGUGUCCAGCUCGCGUCAUCUCGACUCCAUAAUCUUCUCGUCAUCAAUCUACACAUCCCACAAAUGGAUUCCCAAUCAUUUGAUUACUGGUUGUCACAGGGUAACAGCUAUAUGCCACCACAUCAGACAACUGUAUUCGAGCUUCCCCCGGAUCUGUCCAAUGUUCCGAGUCUCAGUGGUUCUCCUGUUUCUUCCACAUACGACCAAUUCCCAGCACCAAUACAUCCGGGCUACUACCCCCAUGUCGCAGACGAGUCAAUGCAAUUCGGAUCAUAUCCGCUACCAAUGACACCAUCCGAUUUUGGCUCCGAUCACGAUAGCCCAUACUGCAGUCCACGGCCUCCACACUUACCGGAACCGAUGUUCUCACAGACUGCCCCAGCUUCCGGACCAGCAGAGAAGACGCAUACCACCUCAGGGAGGCGGAGAGCCCAAAACCGCGCCGCCCAACGCGCAUUCCGAGAACGGAAAGAGAAGCACGCCCGAGACCUCGAAGCUCAGCUCACAGCCCUCACUGAUAAAUACAAUAAGCUCGAGACAUCACAUACAGAACUCAACGCCGCAUACGACAAGUUACGCAAGACCAUCGAACUCCUUACACAAGACGACGACGCCGAGGGCGAGGAUGAGGACGGUAAGAGCCUGAGGCGGAGAAGUAGCAAUUCCGACACACUUCGAAAACUAUUAGAGAUACUACACGGCGAAGUCAAAGGCGUCAUAGUCAAAAGUGAAAGUGAUUGAGCGAGCGCAGUGGAACAAUGCAUUAGGAGCAUAUUGUCUUUUGUCUUAGCUCUUCUUUUUGUCUUCCGAUCGAUAUCAUCAUGAGUAGCCCGGCGCUAUGGCGUUUCUUCUCAAUUUCAAAUGUCUUCACGUUCUAUAUGACUUUUUUAACUUUACUUGGGUGGGCGGGACUAUCUAGGAUGCUGGGGCUUUUGCUCCCUUGCAGGGUCAGCGGUAGGGAUGAAUUAACCAUAGUUGCAAAUUGCAACUUUUACUGGAACGGUAGCAAGCCUCUGUCCAGUUCCGGACAUUUUCAUAGACAGAAACGGCCUUUAACGUUUAACCCAUAUGUGGAACAACUAUACUCAAAACAAGUAGUCUUUAAUGCAUACAAUAUCAAAUU